Messenger RNA from Lathyrus oleraceus (garden pea), 837 nucleotides. RefSeq lists its product as uncharacterized. The coding region runs from base 1 to 837 and encodes 278 amino acids. The transcript is spliced from 4 exons. The record is from RefSeq and is a predicted model, not a curated record. Lineage: Eukaryota; Viridiplantae; Streptophyta; Magnoliopsida; Fabales; Fabaceae.
AUGGCAUCAUUUUGGAGUGAUGUUGUGUACACUCUUAAGGUCAUAGCGCCUCUUGUAGAUGUGAUAAGAAUGGUUGAUAACGAAAGAAAACCCGCAAUGGGUUACAUAUAUGCUGCAAUGGGGGUAGCCAAAGAAUCAAUUGAAAAAGCUUUUAAUUCAAAUUCAAGCAAGUAUAAAGCCGUGUUUGACAUCAUUGAUAAAAGAUGGGAGUGUCAACUUCAUCAUCCAUUACAUUCUGCAGGUUACUAUCUCAAUCCUGAAUAUUAUUAUGAGAAACCAGAAAUUGAGAAUGGUCCUAAAUUGGUGAGAGGCCUCCGUAAAUGCAUUGAGACACUUAGUGAAAGUGAUGAAGUGGAAGACAAAAUUUCAGUCCAAUUGGCACAGUAUAAGGGUGCUACAGGUCUCUUUGGUAUAAGAGUGGUAAUUAGACAAAGGAUGACAUUAGCUCCAACUGAAUGGUCGAAGUCUUAUGGAGCUGAAAUUCCUGAUUUGCAAUUGUUGGUUGUUAAAAUGUUGAGUUUGAUUCAUUCCAAGAAGCGAAAUAAGUUGGAGCAUCAAAGGUUGCAAGACUUAGUUUUCAUAAAGUAUAACCAAGCAUUGAUGGGAGAGAUGAGAGAAGAUGGUGAACCUUUACAAGAAGAUUUGGUUCAUGAAGAUGAUGAUUUAACUUGGGCACAAGUUACCAAAGUAAGUGGGGUUAAUGAGCCUGUAAUUUACACUAGGAGGUCAAGACUACUUGAAGAUGCAAGUACAUCUAGGGCACAACAAGUGGUGGUAGAAGAUGUUGAAGAAGAUGAUGAAAAUGAAGAAUUGGAGGAAUAUUUUGAUGAUAUAUGA